Messenger RNA from Scatophagus argus, 2997 nucleotides. It is a transcript of the gene sema7a, whose product is annotated as semaphorin 7A. The record is from RefSeq and is a predicted model, not a curated record. Gene Ontology annotation, molecular function: integrin binding; chemorepellent activity; semaphorin receptor binding. Lineage: Eukaryota; Metazoa; Chordata; Actinopteri; Scatophagidae. The transcript has 14 exons. Gene Ontology annotation, biological process: neural crest cell migration; regulation of inflammatory response; positive regulation of cell migration. Bases 114 to 2090 code for a protein of 658 amino acids.
UCUUUCGAAAGUCUGCUCUUCAACGCGCCCUCUUUAUCCUCCUCAGUCCGACAAGGUCUUUGGACAGCACAUAUGAUUAGAAUGAAUUCAAUGUGCACAAUUUAAGCAACAUAAUGAUCCGAUUUGUUUUAAUCUAUAUCUGGUUUGCUGGGGAGUUUCAACUCGUCCGUGGUAUUGCUGGGAGAGACACGCCGGCUCUUGGCUCAAAGGAUAACCCCAGACUUCUCAGCAAAGAUUUCAUCAGUGACAGAUUUCACUAUCCGGUCUACCAGAACCACACUGUGUUUUUAUAUCAGGAGGAUUCUGGGGAGUUGUACGUUGGAGCUACUGAUUUUGUGUUAAAGCUUGAUGUGAAUGACUAUCAUAUUAAAGAGAUAUUUCCUCUGAACACUACAGGGAAACAUCAGUGCAAAGAGGACACUUGUCAAAAUGUUAUUACUGUCAUUGAGAAGUUUCAGGACAGCGUGUUUGUCUGUGGAACUAACGGACACAAUCCACAGUGUUGGAAACUUUUUUCUUCAGUGAACAAUCGCUCUCAUGAAAUAGUGAAGAGUUAUGAGGGGACAGGCAUCUCUCCAUUUGUGUACACACAGAACUCCCUGUCUCUCACAGUAGAGGGUGAUCUGUAUUCAGCUGCACCUUUGGCUGCGGAUGGAAGUUCAUUACAGUUCAGAAGGAAAGCUGGCACCAGGACUAAUGUCUGGAUGUACGACAGCUGGGUCUCAGAGCCCACGUUCAUCUCUGCAUCCUGGGUGAAAAGGAAUGAAGACCCUGACAAUGAAAAAAUUUAUAUCUUUUUUCGCGAAAAGAAUUUGGAUAACAACCCGGAGGCUGACCCCUGGAUAUCGAGGGUUGCCAGAGUUUGUAAAGUAGAUGAAGGCGGAUCAAAAAGAUUCUUCCAGAACAUGUGGACAUCUUUUCUCAAGGCCCGGCUUGUCUGCGGGUUUCCAGAGGAGUCGCUUUAUUUCAAUCGUCUCCAAGACAUUUAUGUGAUGCAUGCUGAGGACUGGCACGACACCAGAGUCUAUGCCCUCUUCACAAGCAGCUGGAACUCAACAGCAGUAUGCAUCUAUUCAAUAGAAAUGAUUGAAGAAAUAUUUGAGACGUCAACUUUUAAGGGCUACGACAAAGAGAUCCCUGAACCAAGACCAGGAACCUGUGUAAAGACAAGCAGAAACCUUCCAUUAUCCACUGUCAAUAUGGUGAAGGAUUACCCAGAAAUGACUGACUGGGUUCACUCCAUGGAUCAUUCAGCUCCGUUUUAUGUAAGCAGCUACAACUACACAAAGAUAGUUGUGGAUCAAGUCCAGGCUGCAGACCAGCGGAUGUAUAAUGUUCUAUUUCUAUCCACCGAUUCUGGGAAUAUCCAUAAAGUGUUAGAGGCUGGGUCUGAACCUUUUAUCAUCUCUGAAACACACCUCUUCAGCCACUCAAUGAUUCAAUCAAUGAAACUUGACUCCAAAAAGAAAAAAUUAGUGGUAGGUUUUUCAGAGAAAAUUUCCACCAUGGACCUCCAGACAUGUCAGGAGUACAACAACUCCUGUGAAGAAUGUGUUUUGGCCCGGGACCCGUACUGUGCCUGGACGAAGUUCGGAUGCACCCCAACUGUCCCAGGAGGCAUUCAAAAUAUCAUGGAUGGGGAAAUAAGUGCAUGCCCUUCGUCAGUCAAAGACCAAAGACAAGUGCACCGGACCAAACGGGAGACAAAUUCACCACUAUUGGUUGAUUUGAUAACAGUUCACUCAGUUCCUCUGGGUGUCCCUUUCUAUCUGUCCUGUCCGAUAGACUCUUACCAUGCCGUCUACAACUGGGAGCAUGGAGACCUGAGAAGCCCUUGUUUGCAAAUGCAGUCUAACUGUCUGCACCUCAUCCCUGCCAUGGCACAAGAAAACUAUGGCAACUACAAGUGUGUUUCCAUGGAGAAAAACUUCAUCAAAGUGGUGAAAAAUUAUCAGCUUACAGAGCAGGAGAUCACAGGAACCAAAACUGGUAGAGGCCAAACUCCUUUUACUCGUAAUUCAGCUGUUGGGCUAAAGCAUCAUUUAUAUUGGAUCAUCCUUGGACUGGCUGCUGCAGUGAUGGGGAUUUAGGGUGUGCACAAAUUAGUAAGUAAAAUCUAGCUUCAAAAUUUCUACCCAAAGGAAAUCCACCCAAACACCAGUGGCUUUCAGUUCAUAAGCUGAAGCAUGAACACUCCCAGCAACACUCACAUGUAAAGGCCAGCUCUUAGCUCCAUGAUACAGUAGAGGUCUGGAAAAAAGUUCCUGUGUAAAUGUCCUCUAUGUGCCAGUCAGGUGCUUUGAGGUAAAUUACUUGUUACUUGAGUGGAGUCAGCUGCGGACCAUUUGAGGGUUCCCAUUUUGCUCCCACUCUCAUUACAGUCACUGGUUUAGAGGGUUGUUGCAGUGAAACACAUUUGCUGCAGUGCAGAUAAUGUCUAACUUCUGAAAUAAUAAGCACCUUACAUCACUUUUGUCAACAGAAAAUGUGUAUGUCUUUGAAUUUUGGCAGUUGAAGUAGAACAGAUUUCAGAUGAUUGUUGAAGGGAACCGUUUUUACUUCUAAAGUGUGCAUAUUUAUCACUGAAGUCUUAGUUGAGGCAUUUUAACCACUCAAUAAUUUAUAUUAAAGCGAGACUAUUUAACUUUAGUUCAACAGUAGCAGUUGUUCUAACAAGUGACAAAUGUGGGAUAAUGCUAAAUGCUUAAAUAUGAACAUUGCAUUUACUAGUCGCAAGAGUAGAAAAAGUAGACAAUUGGCCUCUCAACAUCCAUGUUAGAAAAAUAUCUGGCUAAAGUUUGCUAACACUAACGCAUCCAAAAGCUCAUAGCAAGCCAGUAACAUACUAGCAAACCCACCUGUACUGAGUUUAGCAGUGUUGUGUUUAUGGGUUAUUUCUUUGUUCACAAGUAAUAUAGUCUCACUUUAAUCAAGAAAUUAAGCUAUUCUUUAAAACUAAGUUAAAUGUAUUUAUUAAGUAAAUUGUAUUUUGGUACA